CUCUCCUCAUCCGUCAACCGUCACCCAGCGCACCGAUCUUCAGUCGACAAAAUGCCUCCCAAGUCCGGAAAGAAGACCGCCGCCAUGCCCUACCCCCAGGGCAAGGCUGGCUCCUCCAAGAAGGCCGCUAAGAACCCUCUCAUCGAGAAGCGCUCCCGCAACUUCGGUAUCGGCCAGGACAUCCAGCCCAAGCGCAACCUGUCCCGCUUCGUCAAGUGGCCCGAAUAUGUCCGCCUCCAGCGCCAGAAGAAGAUUCUGAACAUGCGUUUGAAGGUUCCUCCUUCGAUCGCUCAGUUCCAGAGCACCCUGGACCGCAACACCGCUGCCCAGACCUUCAAGCUCCUCGCCAAGUACCGCCCUGAGACCAAGGCCGAGAAGAAGGAGCGUCUCGUCCAGGAGGCUACCGCCGUCUCCGAGGGCAAGAAGAAGGAGGACGUCUCCAAGAAGCCCUACCACGUCAAGUACGGUCUCAACCACGUCGUCGGCCUCGUUGAGAACAAGAAGGCUUCCCUCGUCCUGAUUGCUCACGAUGUUGACCCCAUUGAGUUGGUUGUCUUCCUCCCCGCUCUCUGCCGCAAGAUGGGUGUCCCCUACGCCAUCGUCAAGGGCAAGGCUCGUCUCGGUACCGUUGUCCACAAGAAGACCUCCGCCGUUCUGGCUCUGACUGAGGUCCGCGCUGAGGACAAGGCUGAGUUCUCCAAGCUCCUCUCCGCCAUCAAGGAGGGCUACACCGACAAGUACGAUGAGUCCCGCCGCCACUGGGGUGGUGGUAUCAUGGGUGCCAAGGCCAACGCCCGCCAGGAGAAGAAGCGCAAGGCUGUUGAGAACGCCAUCAAGGUCUAAGUUAAUCCCCCUCUGGGAUGAUUUGAUUUUGUCUUGACGUGAUCGGCCCUUUCUCAAAGCGCUCUCCUAAACCAAAAGUUCAAUGGGAAAAAUAAUCUAAAAGGUGUUCCAGGCUCCGGAUGACUUGUUGACGGCCAAAAAUUUUUCUUCUAGCUUUAGAUGGGUGGGAAAGAGCCCUCGGCCCUUUGAGAGUCCCAUUCUAACCAAAAAGAAAAGAAUAUUUUCUCUCACGAACUUCUCCUCGACGGCCUUAUGUACCACUUUUUUUCCUUGCAGAUACCCAUGAAUGCAUUUCUCAAACUGUUCAAUAUGCCCUUGUCGCGUUUCGGCGAUGCUCAUGGCUAGUGUAGUAAUGUUUAGAAUGGCAUUCAUGCAGUCUGCUGGUACAUCUUCCUUUGCAACUGUAGCACCAGUACGUAAUCUUAUGGACUGUCUGAGAAAUUUUCCUUGCUGGGAUACUCAGCAGAUUCGACGUCGACGAUCCCAGUCCUCACGUGAUCAUGGUCCUGCAUCGAGAGACGGAAUCUUUGGAUGUCCCCAGAUCUUGUGAGAUCGUGAACGAUGAUUUGAGAUUAGGAUAGUCUGGAUGCAAGUAGUCUUCUACUUUCUAGAUCGAAUCUGAUAUCUUCUCUGUCACGCCAUAUGGGCUAUUCUACCUUGAGUGAGUAGAAGUGUGUGGAGAUAGUAUCUGAGCUAAGUGGGAAGUAUGGAAGUAUAUAUUUUCUAAUACAUAUAGACCGGCUUUUGUC
Messenger RNA from Penicillium brasilianum, 1592 nucleotides. Lineage: Eukaryota; Fungi; Ascomycota; Eurotiomycetes; Eurotiales; Aspergillaceae. The record is from the annotation of a GenBank genome assembly.